AUGGCAAUUCACUUGAUAGCCAUAUUAUUACUAUUUUCCAUUGUGCAAUCUUCAUCCGCACAAUGUCCACCGAAGUGUGUUUGCUCAAAAUUGUCCAGUGACGAUGCUCCAGAAAAACUGCAAGUUGUCUGUGAUGGAAUUUCAUUGGCGGAAAUAUCAGAAAAGUUGACCAGUGCGGAUCCGGUGGAUUUAAUUGUCAAGAACGGUCAAUUUGAUGAAUUACCCAAUGCCGCGUUAAAGAAGAUUAAUCUUGGCAAAUUGACCUUAUUACAAAAUGGCAUUGAAAGGAUCGCGAACGGAGUGUUUAAGGAUCUAUCGAAAAACUUCCGCGAACUGCUUAUACGCGAUGCGGCACUGCAGGUUAUUGAAAACUCAGCAUUUAAUGAUCUCCAGUUUAUUCAGAAUAUUUCCAUUCAAGAUGCUCAUUCGCUGGAAAAACUGCCCAAACUACAAAAUCUACCGGAAUUGCGAUUUCUGGGAAUUAAUAAUAAUUCUGUUCACUUUUUGGAAUCGGGAUUCCUGUCGAAUUUACCAAAACUCAAAGAGAUUAGUUUGAGAAAAAAUCGGAUAGAAAUUUUUGACAUGCAGGCUUUUGCGAAAAUUCCUGCGGUUACUUCGUUGGAUCUAAGCGGAAAUUUACUGAAAGACAUUUCGUUUCUUCCGUUGGUUCUGCGGAGUUUACCAUCUUUAAACUUUUUGCUUUUAGCGCAAAAUAAAAUUCAAACGAUUCCCGUUAAUUUCUUAGACGGUUUAUCAUCUUUAUUAUUAAUCGAUUUGCGCCGGAAUGAAAUUGCUAAACUUCCGGAGCGUUUGAUUAGUUCAGAUAGCGGCAAUUCGGUGCUACGGGAAUUGUAUCUCGGACAAAAUUUUAUCAACGAAAUCCCGGCUGAUUUUUUUGAUAAUCUGACGGGACUGAAGACGCUGAGUUUUGCCAAUAAUUCGCUGAGUUUAAUCGGGCAACAGUUUGCGCCUUUAAAAGAUUUGCUGUAUUUGCGCUUGGAAGGUAACCGGCUCCAGCGAAUCAGCAACGACGCCUUUGCCACACUGGCUCGUUUGCAAGUUUUGUCAUUGGAAAACAACCAUUUGACACUGUUGGAAAAUGGCGUUAUUACGGAUAAACUGGAAUUGCAAACUCUGGAUUUAAGCCGAAAUUAUCUUCAGGAAUUUCGUGGCACGGAACUGAAGAACCUUCCAAAACUGCAGAAUCUCUUCCUAUCGAGCAACAAACUGCGUAACCUUUAUGCCGGCUUCGAGACCCUGCCCGAUCUGCGCCGUCUCGACCUGAGCAGUAACCAAAUCAGCAACAUCGACGACAACACCUUCGCUAAUCUGCGCAACUUAGAAACCCUUCAACUGGAAAAUAAUUUAUUCAUGAAGGUGCCGAUGAACGCCUUAACGGCAUUACCGGCGCUAGAACGUCUGACAUUAGGCGGUAAUCGUAUACACUUCCUCGCGGCCUUCAAACCGAUCGGCCGGCUCAAGUACCUAUCGCUGGAUAAGAACAUCCUGCAGAACAUCGACACGGACGUCUUUUCGCAAUUAUCCGAACUCCGCCAAUUAUUUUUAAAUGACAACCAGAUCAGCGUCUUACAGCCGGGCGCUUUUGGUAACCUUUACACAUUAUACAUUCUGGAUGUUAGUCGGAAUUUCAUCCGCACCGUACCGGAAAAUGUCUUCCAUAAUUUAUUAGCUUUGGAGACACUGGAUUUAUCGGCGAAUGAAAUUGAGCGGCUCGGUACCGGUUUGUUAGGGAAUUUGCCGUCGUUACGCAGCGCCGAUUUCAGUCAGAACCGCAUCGUAUUAUUAGAGGACAAUGCCUUCACGAAAACGCCCAAUCUCAUGCAAUUAAAUAUUAGCCGCAAUCAGUUGAACGUCGUGCCGGGGAUUAUUGGGAAGCUGGGGAAAUUGCGGCGAUUGGAUUUGGGUUACAAUCAGAUUCGUCGUGUGGAGGAUCAGAGUUUUGACGGGUUGUCGCAACUGGAGAUAUUUUUUCUGCAGAAAAAUCCGCUGUGCUAUAUUAGCGGAGCGGCAUUCCGGAAGCUGGACAAACUGACCAGCUUGGAUCUCUCGUCGACGGAUCUGCGCUAUGUACCGCAGACGGCGUUCAAACCGAACCAAGAUUAUUCACAGAUCAACAUGGACGGCUUAACAGUGGAAUGCGACUGUAAUAUGAGGUGGUUACAAGCCAUUAAACCGCUCGUCCGCUGUGGAUACGUUGGUUCGGUGUCCGCGAAUCGGAUCUCGCAAAUCAGCUUCGACACUCUUCCCUGUCCCAAAGGCGAUCCCCUGCAGCAUGCCAGCGAGGAAUGCCAAAUCCAGAAUAUAGCCACGCGUCCACCGCGUACCGGCAUGCAGUCACCGUUGGACGCCGGCGCGGACUCAUCCGCCGGGACGGAACGACCGGAUGACAAUAAAAUCCUGAUGAAAGGCUCGGCCACGCAGGCCUGGUUGACGGUUAACGAGCACAAGGAAAAAGCCGAGGAGCUGGCUGCCAUUCAGGCGGCCAAACAGACAAGAAAUCCUAAUUCGGGAGUACUUUUAAGAUCUGAUGGUGGUUUGUUGGCGGCGCUGGCUGCACUCUUCUUUGCCCUAGUCGUAUUGUGAUACUAAAAAACAUGACCGAGGUGUGAUGGUGUUCGCCGUAGCAGUUUAUUGCUGCUUUCUUUUAUGUUUUAGCUAUGGUAUAUAAUUAUUAAUAAAUCUUGCCAAUGCACACUACAGAA
Messenger RNA from Paramacrobiotus metropolitanus, 2723 nucleotides. Its product is annotated as insulin-like growth factor-binding protein complex acid labile subunit. Bases 1 to 2604 code for a protein of 867 amino acids. The record is from RefSeq and is a predicted model, not a curated record. NCBI's taxonomy places the organism in Eukaryota, Metazoa, Tardigrada, Eutardigrada, Parachela, Macrobiotidae. Gene Ontology annotation, molecular function: protein binding. The transcript is spliced from 3 exons.